GGGGGGACUAUGAUUGCAUCACUCUUUCCUUCAACCCUGUAAUGCUGUGGGUGCUUUAGUAGUAUGCUGCUUGUGUGUUUUCAAGUAGCCUACCGGUAGUUUCCUUUUCCUCAUGGUCGUUGUUGGUGAAUGUGAAAGAACUCUUUUUGUAGCUUAGAGUUUGAAGAUGAUGAUUGUAGUCCUUACUAUGAAUACCCUCAGAUUGUUCCACAAUUCUGCCAAUGGCUCAUGUCAGUCAGAUGCCAGAAACUGGGACACUGAAGGAUUGAAAGUUUGAAGUUGUACGGACACUGUCCAGAUUGAAUAGCUUGUCAUUCACAAUUGUGUAUUUUCAUGCCAUAAUGAACUACAACAGUGAAAAGUCGGUGUACUCAAAUGGAGAGAAAUGUAUGCUGUUGGAAAGUCUGUGUGGUGAUAAUAACAUACAGUUGGUGUGGGAGGCUGUUUUAGCAGACCCUAUGGUAAUUGAUACAGCAAAUGUGGUGGAUUGUUAACAGGUGGAGACUACAGCUGUGUGACAUAGUCUUUUGGUUGACUGAUGAGGUAGACACGUUUGUCUCUUCAACAUUCUAUGUCCAGUAAUGGGGGUAGAGCUACGUGUACUUGUACUGGUACUCUGCCCAGAGCUGGUAAAUCAAGAAUCACGAAAUCAGAACACACAUUAACAAAGAGUAUGUAAAUUAGGAAGAAAGCAAGUUGCACCUCAGCCGAUGCCUAACAUUGGAUUGUAAUGAAUGGCAUGCCUUUUACAGCCCUCUGAAGAGAAUGGUAAUCGAUCACAGAGGAGUAAGCCUGACCACAUUCAACCAAGCUCAAGACCACUGACCUCUAUACGGCCUGCAUUCAAAAGGGCCCCAGGAAGGCUCCCUCCCCAGAGUCACAACACAAGAGACACAAGCAGACAGAUAACUAUCCUGACAGCACAGCCAUUGGCGUCUUGGUUCCCCGCAGAGGGGUUUACCCCUGACCUUCCCUCUUCUCAGCUGGUCUGGGGUGCUGCUGACAUCCCAGUAGCUGACAAGCCUCCACCCUCUUAUGAUCAGGUCAUCCAGGAAAAAACACAGGAGCAGGUUGUUGCACCAACACCUCCCCCUCGCCGGUCCCACACCACCACAAGUGCCACUCAGACAGACUCUGCAGACAGCUCACCUGGUCACUCGACACAAUCCAACAUUGGUGAACCAUCUAAAUUGAAAAGGCCUCCGAAACCUCCACGACCUCCAUUGUUUGUAAAGCCAAAUCCAGUUUCAAGGGGAAGUCAACUGUCAUCUGAACUGUCUGUGAAUGAAACACACAAAGAGGACACUGGCUGUGCAAAUAUUCAUCCAACCAGCCUCUCUCACGGGACUACAACAAACUGUCCAGUUAAGUCCCUCAAGGCAUUCCACUCGUUUGACUUGGAAUUAAGCACCUCUGUGGAUUACAGCUUUUCUGACAAUACUGCACCUGACAUAUCCAGUAUUGACUCCUCAUUACCUUCCACACUUCUCCUAAAACAGAGACCUAGACCAGUACCGUGCCCUCGUACCAAAGCCAGUAAACCUGUUGACACAGAGACCAAGGUUCAAACUCCUGCAUGUAUGAGAGAUAGUGGUGAAGUCACCCAGGUGGUUCUUGAAGGAAGCACGGAUUUGGCUCCCAGCCCCUAUUUCAAGGAGUUGCUGGAAGUUUUCAGUUCGGACACCUCUGAUCACAGUGUCCCUAAGGGCUGCCAGUCUAAGCGGAGUGACAUAAGUGAAAACAACUUUGACGAAAUGAGUAUUCACAGUAGAAUCCAAGCCUUUGAGAGCCAUGUCACCACAAAUGACCAUGUUGUUACUCCAGCUCCAGUACCAAAGCCACGCAAUCAACAAGUCAAGCCCCCAGUAGUGGCACCUAAACCAGCAUUAGUGCCACGAUCCUCUGUAAAGAGACAGGUAGAUGAAAACCACAAUGACAGAGGAAGUGAGCAGGUCACUUCGGCUCAAAAACCUGUUGUUCCCUCCCCUGCCCCACGCCCCCUGCCUCCUAGGAAGCCAAGUUUCCAGAAGCAAGACUCUUUAUUGCCCUCUCCAAAGACUGCCAUCCUGCCUCCAUCUCACCCUACACUGCAGACAAAUCAUGAAAACUUUCCUCCUCAUGAAGGGAAACACAUAAUUAAAGCUCCACCACCAGUUCUUACCAAGCCCUCCCGUGAAGCGCUUAAUAACAACAAUCACAAUUCCACCAGCCUGUCCUCAGAAAGUCCCGGUGCUGAGACCCCCAAGUUUUGUAUAAGGACACAAGAGAUGGACUGUUCAAACUCUUCCACACCAGGACCAACACCACUGAAAGUGCAAGGAGUAGAGGGGUCCUUCAGUCGUGCUGGGAUCUCACGCAAGCCCACAAUGAUCAGGGUCCCAAGUACCACCAAAGCCACAGAUGAUUUCCAGGAUGAUCUGCCACCCUUGCCUAUUCAGAAGCCUGUAGGUGGACCUCCAUCCUCCAGCCAAAAAAACAGCUUCAGAUCGCAGUCACAGGAGUUUAAUGAGUCGUCUGACCUACAACUUCCUCCAAGACCAGCAGGUGGCAAGGUGCUGCCUCCUCGUCCCCCUCAAGCGAAGGUGGGGCCAGACCGACCACCUCCUCCAAGAAAAGAAGCUUCUCAGUGCCCUCUGUCUGUUUCAUCAGAGGUUAAAGGUGCAUUAUCAAAUAAACCUCAGCAUCAAGAUCACAAAUCAACCAAAACAUCUAAGAAAGGACCUACUUUACCUCCAAGACCUACGCCAGGACACCCACUCUAUAACAAAUACUCAAAAAUUCCCGACGAGCCUUCACAAAAUGGAAUGAAGGUCCAGGCCCUCUUUGACUUUAUCCCAGAGAGCCAAGGAGAGCUCCGACUGUCAGCAGGCGAUGUGGUAUGUGAGGUGGAGCAGCUAGACAGCGAAUGGUACCUUGGUACCCUCAGAGGAGUCACAGGCUACUUCCCAAUCAGCUAUGGAAAAGUGGUGUCAGCUGCACCUUCACCUGAAACCAAUGGAAAAACAUUAGCAGCAGGUCUCAGCAGAGGACCCUGUUGUGUAGCACGAUUCACCUUUGAGGCGGAGCAGUGUGAUGAGCUGACUUUUGGUGAAGGAGAUGUGAUCGAGCUGCAGGAGUAUAUCGGAGAGGAGUGGGCACGGGGGAAACUUGGCACUCAUGUGGGCAUCUUCCCACUCAACUUCGUGGACAUCAUAGAAGACCUGCCGGCUCCAACAACAUCAAAUUUCGGUUCAACCAAGAUUGCCCUACCUGGUCUGGUGUCAGCGUCUCCUACAAUGGAUCCAAAACUAAACCAGGCAGAAGAGGAGGAGACUGAGUGGGCAGAGGCUUUGUAUGACUUCACCGCUGAGAAUGAUGAUGAGGUUGACUUUCAGCAGGGAGACCGUAUCCUGGUAACCGCACACAUUGAUGAGGAAUGGUGCAGUGGACGUGUCAACAACAAAGAAGGCUUUUUCCCAAAAGCAUUUGUACGGUUUUAUUAAAAAAAGUGAAAUGUGUUAUAACAGCCAUGUGUCAUAACACAUGUGUUCAUUUGCUCACAAAUGUAUGCUUAAUCCUUUCUCACAGACAGAUGCAUACAGAGAGUUGGUCAGUGUUGUCUCUACUAUUGUAACAAAUCAGUUCCCAGAAAAGUCAAUUAAGUUAAUUAUUUUACCUUCAUCAUAGACAAACCCUUUCAAAAAGUUUGGAAUGAUCACAUUUUGUGCAUUGUUUGAUGUAUUUUGCUAAAGUGAUAUUUGCUAAAGCGAAGUACCCAUCAAGGCAAGGGAACAUAAAUGGCCUUAGACGUUGUCCUUAGUUAUGCUGGACCUCACCAUUUCCAUGAGGAUCUUCUGUAGCAGGUGAUCUCAGUCUGUGUGAAGGGUGAUUGCUUUAUGCUCUGCUGAACAAAGUUUGUAUAUCUCUUGUAUGACUGCCUGAUUGAGGAGGACCAUGUUGGUGUUUUGUGUGUAAUUUGAAAAAAAGUUUGUGUUGUGUGUGCAUGUGAAUGUGUUUGAUAGUGAUGAUAUAACCUGAUAUCCUGGCACAAUAUGUAAGCAUUAAUUUCGAAUGUGAACAGUGUUGGAAAGAAUAAAUAAAUAUUUUUACAACUAA
Molecule: messenger RNA, 4095 nt
Organism: Engraulis encrasicolus (European anchovy)
Lineage: Eukaryota; Metazoa; Chordata; Actinopteri; Clupeiformes; Engraulidae
Gene: sh3d19
Product: SH3 domain containing 19
Exons: 17
Coding region: 735-3482 (915 amino acids)
Biological process (GO): protein transport to vacuole involved in ubiquitin-dependent protein catabolic process via the multivesicular body sorting pathway
Cellular component (GO): ESCRT-0 complex
Molecular function (GO): protein binding
Source: RefSeq, a predicted model, not a curated record